AUGGGCCGUAAACACAGGUUCGACCCGCUGUCGCCACACCUGAGUGACGUCACGCUGUCCCCGGCGGCGGACUGCAGCGGGACGUUCCGCUCCGGACAGGACAACUUCGUGCUGGACGCGGAGGACGCGGUGAAGGAGGGAGCGGCGCUGCUCGCCACUGCGCAUGUGCGCUCCGUGGAGGCCUGUCGGAGUGCGUGCUGCGCGGACCCGCGCUGCAACCUGGCGCUGCUGGAGCCGCGCGGCCCCGACGCGGACGCGGCGGCGGAGCGCGAGUGCGUCCUGUUCGACUGCGUCCAUAGAAACCGCUUCGUGUGCAGGUUCGUGAACCAGGCGGGAUACCGGAGCUACAUCAGGAUGUCCGUGUUCCAGAGGUACCUGCAGGGGCCGCAGAGGCCAGGUAUCGAGGCUCCGCCCCUCGCCAUCCCAAACCGUGAUGUCAUCGUUCAGCCCAACCAGGUGGUGACUCUCAGCGGCAUCCAGAGCUUGGCACUGGGCGACGCCCACAUCGCCCAUUACCACUGGACCAGCAGAAACAGCAGCAUCCAGAUGGAGAGCACAGACCUACCUGACCAGGUGCGUCUCUCCAACCUGCCGCCGGGCUCCUUCGUCCUCCAGCUCACCGUCACCGACUCCAACGGCCGACAGUCCAAGGCCGCUGACGUCACCGUGCUCGUCCUCAGCCCCGAGAUGACCAGCUGCGUCUGUGAGAAGUUUGUGUUCGGAGGCUGUAAAGCGAACAAAAACAACUUCCUGUCUGAAGACCAAUGUCUGUCCGCCUGCAAAGGAGUCACAGGCUGCUGUUUGGACAGAAGUCUGGAGUGUGACGGAGUCAAGCGGUGCAGAGACGGAGCAGACGCAGGAGCCCUCACACAGACAGCCGACUCCUCCUCCUCCUCCUCCUCCUCAGUGAAUCAGACCUUUCACCGUCUGCUGGAUGUCGAUGUGAACCAGAGGAAAGCCCGGUGUGCCGAGCCCCCCUCACCCGGUCCGUGCCGGGCCAGUUUCACCCGCUGGUUCUACGACCCUCUGAACAGGAAGUGUGCCCGCUUCACCUACGGAGGCUGUGACGGCAGCGAGAACAACUUUGAGGAGGAAGACCAGUGUAGUAACUUCUGUAAAGGAGUGACAGAGAGAAACGUCUUCUUCAAAGGGAUGUUUGAUCGUUUCGAGGGCGAAGACGAAAGUGAUUCCGAUGACUCAGGAAACAUCGCUCUGGCCGUGUGUCUGUCGGUGGCCAUCUUGGCUCUGCUGGCCGUCCUCUCCUACUGCUUCCUGAAGGCCAGGAAGGAGCGCUCCCAUAGGCCGGUGGCCUCAGGCCCCGCCCACGUGACGCUGUCGGAGCAGGAGUCCAUGGUUUACAACCCCACCACCAAACCCGUGUGACGCCGUCGCCAUGACGACCACCGAACGGACUCCACAGUUCACACGUGUGGAAGCUGCAGCUUCCUUUGUAAACACAUUGAUUAGGACUAUUCAGAUUUAUUGAUCCUGAUCCAACAGCUUCCAGGUGAUCAGGUGAUCAGGUUCUACUUCCUGGUCAGGUGAUCAGGUUCUACUUCCUGGUCAGGUGAUCAGGUUCUACUUCCUGUGUGCGUUGGGUUUCUCUCUGAUGUAUUUAUGAAUAUUGUGUGUUUGUUUUUGGAUCUCAGGUUCACUUUAAAUGUAAAUAUGAAUUUACGUCUCGUUUAUAUUCUUUUAUAUGUUUGUAACCUCCAGUUUAUAUUUCACAUGUUAUAAUAAAUACAUAAACACAUAAACACAUAAAUACAUAAACACACAAACACAUAAAUACAUAAACACAUAAACACAUAAACACACAAACACAUAAAUACAUAAACACAUAAACACACAAACACAUAAAUACACAAACACAUAAACACACAAACACAUAAACACACAAACACAUAAACACAUAAACACAUAAACACACAAACACAUAAAUACAUAAAUACAUAAACACAUAAACACACAAACACAUAAAUACAUAAACACACAAACACAUAAAUACAUAAACACAUAAAUACACAAACACAUAAAUACAUAAACACAUAAAUACAUAAACACAUAAACACAUAAACACAUA
Anoplopoma fimbria (sablefish) is the source of this 2083-nucleotide messenger RNA. Its product is annotated as kunitz-type protease inhibitor 1-like. Gene Ontology annotation, molecular function: serine-type endopeptidase inhibitor activity. Lineage: Eukaryota; Metazoa; Chordata; Actinopteri; Perciformes; Anoplopomatidae. The transcript is spliced from 11 exons. Bases 1 to 1383 code for a protein of 460 amino acids. The record is from RefSeq and is a predicted model, not a curated record.